ACAAUAUUCAAUUCUAUGAAGCUUCACAAAAGUUUAGAAGAUAAAAGUAAGCGCAUUAAGGCAGUUCUAUUUUGCUUAAGUCCUGACAAGAAAACUAUCAUCCCAGAAGAAGGCAAGGAGAUCUUGGUUGGAGAUGUUUGUGAGACUGGUGACCCAUACAAACGCUUUGUGGAAAUGCUGCCAACCGAUGACUGCCGUUAUGCUCUUUAUGACUGUACCUAUGAAACCAAGGAGAGCAAGAAAGAGGAGCUAGUCUUCAUUUUCUGGGCUCCUGAGUGUUCUCCACUGAAAAGCAAAAUGAUAUACGCCAGUUCUAAAGAUGCAAUCAAGAAGAAAUUAACAGGAAUCAAACAUGAAUGGCAGGCAAACUGCUUUGCUGAAAUAAAGGAUCGUAGUUGCCUUGCUGACAGACUUGGAGGUAGCAACGUCAGUAUAAUCUCUGUGGAAGGAUUUGCUGUGUGAAGACCUCAUUGCCUCCUCUCCCAGUGUCUGUGCCACUUCGUAAAGGGGCUUCCAUGUAACCAUAUUCCCUGACAGUGUCUCCUGUUCCCAGUCCCUGAAAGCCUUCUUGAAGAGGGAAUCGUUCAUUCUACAGGCAGCCUUCUAGAAGCCAUUCACUUGCAUACAUCCACAGUAUAUUGUGUUUUUGAAGUUAUUUAAUUUUGAUUUACAGAGGUAGCCUUUUCUUUCUAACCACAUAAUUUUGUCCCUUUUUUAUUCUGUGCUUGUCGAGUUAUUUGCCAAAUGCAGCCUGGCGUCUAAUCUACUCUCCCACAUUCCUGUAUUUACAAGACAAUUUGGCUAUAUCAACCUAGAUGACCAAAAGUGAUAUUUGGGAUCAAACGGCACAUUGCUUGUGGCUGGCUAUCCUAUUUUCACAUUUAUG
Nanorana parkeri is the source of this 886-nucleotide messenger RNA. RefSeq names its product cofilin 1 (gene CFL1). The coding region runs from base 16 to 462 and encodes 148 amino acids. Lineage: Eukaryota; Metazoa; Chordata; Amphibia; Anura; Dicroglossidae. The transcript is spliced from 3 exons. Gene Ontology annotation, cellular component: actin cortical patch; cytoplasm; actin cytoskeleton. Gene Ontology annotation, biological process: cell motility; actin filament severing; actin filament fragmentation. Gene Ontology annotation, molecular function: actin filament binding. The record is from RefSeq and is a predicted model, not a curated record.